This is a messenger RNA of Octopus bimaculoides (California two-spot octopus), 834 nucleotides long. Its product is annotated as piggyBac transposable element-derived protein 4. The record is from RefSeq and is a predicted model, not a curated record. NCBI's taxonomy places the organism in Eukaryota, Metazoa, Mollusca, Cephalopoda, Octopoda, Octopodidae.
AUGUCGUGUGGCGAACGGGAGACAACUUCGUGCGACGGCAUGGGUUUACUGGUUAUGCCUAGCAUAAAGGCAAAAAUUGAACAUGGAAGUUCGCCAUUGGAAAUAUUCCAUGAGUUUUUGAUGGAUGGAAUGUUUCAAUAUAUAGCGGACGAAACGAAUGACUAUGCUGAAAACCAUUCGCAGCAUGUCAGACCCGAGCAUGGCGUUGAUUGGUUUCCAACCACAGCGGACAAAAUCAAAGUUCUGCUUGCUCUGCUGAUACUGAUGGGCACCAUGAAGAAACCAACCUUGGCAGCAUAUUGGAAUCGGUAUCCAGCCACGCCGAUACCUUUCUUUCGGGAAAUGAUGCCAUGCGAUCGAUUUUUGGCGCUUCUUCGGAAUCUACAUGUCAACUCAGGCGAGAACCAGGAUGACAGGCUGCACAUAAUACAGCCUAUCGUUGACGAAUUGGCUGAAACUUUCAGAACUGUGUUUGUUCCCACACAGGACAUUUGUACAGAUGAGAGUUUGUGGAAAUUCAAGGGAUUCAAACAAUACAACCCGACCAAAUGUGCCCGCUUUGGGGUCAAGGUUUAUAAAGUAUGCCAGUCAACUGGCAGAGCCUAUGGAUACACGUGCAAUUACAUAAUCUACACUGGUCAGGACAGAUUGAAUCUUCCAGCGCCUACUCUAAUGUCAAUUGAUGUCAUGUUGUCGCUGAAUGAAAACUUGUUUGACAAAGGCUACAAUAUUUAUAUGGACAGCUGGUUUUCCAGUCCAGACUUCUUGCAGCCGCAGGCGAGAACUAAUGUCUGUGGAACUGUGAAGACGUGCCGGCCGAUCAUCACAGCAUAA